Messenger RNA from Coccidioides immitis RS, 1284 nucleotides. Its product is annotated as PHD finger domain-containing protein. NCBI's taxonomy places the organism in Eukaryota, Fungi, Ascomycota, Eurotiomycetes, Onygenales, Onygenaceae. The transcript is spliced from 2 exons. The record is from RefSeq and is a predicted model, not a curated record. Bases 1 to 1284 code for a protein of 427 amino acids. Gene Ontology annotation, cellular component: Rpd3L complex; Rpd3L-Expanded complex; nucleus. Gene Ontology annotation, biological process: regulation of DNA-templated transcription.
AUGUCCCAUACCGAGGACUGCUCCACGGUUCUGGAGCAGUUUGUCCAUGAUGUGGCAAACCUUCCUGCUGAAAUCAACCAUUUGAUGGAAGAAAUACAAGCCAAAGACAAGAUAAUACAGGAGUGCCGUGCUAUAAUAAACUCCCGCGAUGCUAGUCUCCAAAAAUUCAUCAAGCUCAAUGGCAGCCAUUCGCUCAACCCCAAGGAGGAAUCGUACAGCAGCACCAUACUUCAGAAUAUGGACCGUUGCCAGACAUUGCAGGACGAAAAGAUUGCGCUAAGCGAAAAGGCAGCAGUUAUUCUUGACAGACACGUCAAAAAGCUGGACAUCAAAAUCCGCGACUUACAGAACGAUGGCGUUCUUCCUAAUGACCCGCCUAUUCCAUCUCUUUUCGGCACCAAAGGCCAACUUCGCGAUCCUACCAAAUCAAUACUGUUUAACGAACCUGGUCAGGCCGACGCAUAUCCUUCUCCUCUCAACCCGACAUCCGGAAACGCGGCCUUGCCCGCUAACCUGCUUCAACGACUAAACAGUGCUGCGGCGGCUGCCGCUGGGAUAUCUGCUACGGGUGGAACAGGUGGAAGGAGUUCCGCCCCGGCCACCCCUGCAGCCGCCUUACAUUUUCAACAACGCCAUCGUGAAUCUUCUGCUGGUGCGACUGAGAAUAAACGGCGAAGGCUCAAUGCCUCUAUAGGGAAUUUGCCGGCGGCCCCUUCUGGACUUCGUCAAUCAUCCUUGGGCCCUGGCACGCCAAAAGGUGGGACCCCUGGUGCCACCCGUGCCGGAAGCGCCGGACCUAGGGCGACGGCUGUAACAAAGAAAGCAACUAUUAAAAAGGUCGCCCCUCAUCAACAAGUGCGAAAGAUCAAAGCCGGUGCCGCGGCUACAAAAGCUACCAAGCGCUCAUCUAGUGGAAACGGUCGUUUAAAAGCUGUGUCUGCUAAUGCUGGUUCGCGAAAGAGGUCUCCGGCCUCGGCGACAAGCGUCGUCGAAGAAGAGGAUGAAUCUAUGCUUAGCAGCGCCGAUCUUUCAGACUCUGAGAAUAAUGUUUCCCGCCGCCAGGCUGGUAGGGACUCUGACGAAGAGAUGGAGGAUGAAGAAGAUGAGACAGGAGAGGAUACCAAGGUUUAUUGUACUUGCCGGAGUGUAAGCCAUGGGGACAUGGUUGCCUGUGACAAUGACAAUUGUCCGUAUGAAUGGUUCCAUUGGAAGUGUGUAGGGCUCACAAGGGAGCCACUUGGAACAUGGUACUGCGAGGAAUGUCGGAAGAAUUUGGGCAAGUGA